UCUGACAGGCUUGGAAAGAGAAGGUACAUCGCUGAGAAAAGGUUUGACGACCACAGUGUGAGUGUUGAAUACAACUCCCAGAAUGCAUUGUGGGAACAUUAUCCAAUCCGAGCGCAGCUUCGGCCAAUGCGCUCCGAGGUGGCUGGAGUGAAACGUUGCAGAGUCCCCGCUCGGCUGCCGGUCCAUGGACUGCUCACACGAUUGAGCAAAGUUUCCGGGAGCUCGGGGGGUUUGAUAGGCCCGCUGUCAGGACCCGUCCUCUGCCCAGCGUCGUGCCCUCGGCCGUGGAGUUAAUGACGGUCGCUGACGACGACACGUUAGCGCUCAUCAUGCCUGUCCGAGCCGAGUGCCUCAGUACCACCGGCUCGGCCUGCGCAGCCUCGGCCUCGCUUGUUCCCCCUGCCCCGAUCAACACCCUCCAGCCGGGGGUGGCCACCUCGCUGCUGUACAGCGGCUCACAGUUUCGGGGUUACCAGAAGAGCAAAGGCAACUCCUACGACGUGGAGGUUGUUUUGCAGCAUGUGACUGUGGCGGACUCGUAUUUGUGUGGCUACCUGAAGAUCAAAGGUUUGACUGAGGAGUAUCCCACUCUCACAACAUUCUUCGCUGGUGAAAUUAUCAGUCGAAAAAGGCCUUUUUUAACCAGGAAGUGGGACGCAGAUGAGGACGUGGACAGAAAGCACUGGGGAAAGUUCCAGCCUUUUUACAAAUAUGCCAAAAGCUUCAACUCGGACGACUUUGACUACGAAAUGCUGGACAACAGUGAUUAUGUCUUCAUGAGGUGGAAGGAGCAGUUUUUAGUCCCAGACCACACAAUCAAAGACAUUAGCGGUGCCUCCUUCGCUGGCUUCUAUUACAUCUGUUUCCAGAAGUCCACCGCCACUAUUGAGGGUUAUUAUUACCAUCGGAGCUCAGAAUGGUACCAGUCUUUAAACCUAAACCACGUUCGAGAGCACAGUAUGCCUAUUUAUGAGUUUCGGUGACAAACGGACACACGAGUACCGAGUCGAGGAGGGGACGGUUCAUACGGCUCUGUGGUUCAAGGGGACGGGAACAGCGGAGAGUCCUUUAGUGCCGAGAUCGGAGCCGACCCGGUUCCCUUCCUGCAGGGACAUAACGUGGUCAGACUCUCCUGUGGUGGACUGAGGGAACGAAGGCACAGAGGACGAGCUUAAAGGAAGUGAAAGAUCAGCAGAGGACGCCGGUUCUUGCACUCACUGCAGAGCCUCAUGUUUACCUCAGAUUUCAUUUUUAAUUGUAUUUUGGUCUGUUUUUAAUUCGUGCCACCUGAUCUGUCUUCCCGUUGUCGGACAUCGAAAUAUGUUCCUGUUUUCCUUCAGUGGAGAAGCACCGUUGCCUUUCAGCGAAGAGUUGCAAAAGAAACGAGUAUAAAGGGUGUGUGUUUGUUCACUAAAGCUUAAUUUAAAUCAUCUAACAUCACUUUGACACCCCCGUAGUGUUUAAUGCAGAGUCUGAUGGUUGUGGGGUUUUUUGUGCCAAAAGGUUGCAGACAGUAGCAAUGAUGAGCAGUGGUCUACUCAUAUGCAAGGUCUUUAAGACCGUAAGCUGUGGAUCGGGUGUUCAGGGAUGGCGUUUAUGGGCAAUACGUGUAGAAACCAACAGCCGAAUGUGAGCGUUGGCCGAGUUAGGAUUACAGCGACGUUAACCUCCAACGGGUGGCGAGUAACCAACAACCAAUCGUUUCCAAGCUGCUGCUUUUUCAAAGCAACACGAAGUCUUCAAAUGGCUUCAUGUCAAAGUUUCUCUAUGCAAGCCAAAGGUCACAAAUGGGUCGGCUUUCUAAAAGCGCAUGACUGGUUUUUGUUUCCAGGUGUAUCUUUUUAUUUAUUUUGAUCGUAAACGUCCGAGUAAAACUGCAUGAGAAAAACAAGAUAAAAUAGAUUUAAUAACAGUUACCAGCAUUUGAAGCUCAGACAUGUGACGGUACAUUCCAACUCCAUUAGUUUAAAAAAAAGUCAGUCAAAUUGUGUCUUUAAUAGGUGUUUAUGGGCCACAUGUGGAGUUGGACUGUCUGGAAAUGUUACGCUGGGACAACAAAACAAUGCCGUGAUUUGAAUGUUAAUUUUAAAUACAGUCUGGGUAAUAUAUCAGUUUUCUUUAGUUUCACAUUCGUCCUUUUAAUAUUGUUUUUCUAUCUUCAGAAGCGGUUAAACGUGGCUGAUUGAGGAGACAGUUGACGCAACAUGCUCGUCUACAAUAUGUCACCGUUCUGUUUUCAGUGAACAAUAUUAUGUCAAAAAGCACUUUUUGUGACUCGUGGAGGAAAAAGUCUAAAGUAGGAAGAUUAUAAUCUCCUUUGAUACUUAAGGGGGAAAAAACCUGCUGCCUUAAAAUGUAAAAUGUCCGUAAAUCUUCUUUUUUUUCAAGACAAAUCCUGAAAGUAUAUUUCCGCGUUUGAGAAGUUGUAAUCAUGUGGAAGGUGUUGGAGCACGUCCUCCGCCUGCCUCUGCAUGACGAGGGGAUUUGAUGGGCUGUGGGAAUAAUCCUUUAUUUUUCAUUUUUUAAGUAUGUGGAUUGAAAGUGUUGCAAUCCGAUUGAAAAAAAAAUUGCUUUUUUUUUUUUUAAUCAAUCAUAUAACAGAAUGAAAAUGUGCAAUGUAAGAAACAGAAGUUUAUUUGUGAGUUAUUAUACAGGUGUUGACUGAAUACACUUGAUUUAAAGAAGAUGAUGUAUGAUAAAUCAGCCUCAUUGUGAGGAGAAAUAAAGAGUGAAUUAUUUCAUA
This is a messenger RNA of Cyclopterus lumpus (lumpfish), 2743 nucleotides long. It is a transcript of the gene gid4, whose product is annotated as GID complex subunit 4 homolog. The coding region runs from base 294 to 983 and encodes 229 amino acids. Lineage: Eukaryota; Metazoa; Chordata; Actinopteri; Perciformes; Cyclopteridae. Gene Ontology annotation, biological process: negative regulation of gluconeogenesis; proteasome-mediated ubiquitin-dependent protein catabolic process; protein targeting to vacuole. The transcript is spliced from 6 exons. Gene Ontology annotation, cellular component: extrinsic component of membrane; GID complex. The record is from RefSeq and is a predicted model, not a curated record.